Molecule: messenger RNA, 829 nt
Organism: Vollenhovia emeryi
Lineage: Eukaryota; Metazoa; Arthropoda; Insecta; Hymenoptera; Formicidae
Exons: 3
Coding region: 152-643 (163 amino acids)
Source: RefSeq, a predicted model, not a curated record
UUUUAAUCGAUAAAUCUAACGUUAAUCACACUUUGAUCAAUAGCAAUUUCUUUGAAAUUUUAUUAGAUUAAGAAGAAUUCGUAAACAUUGUGAUUUCCAAAGGAUUUAGGAAAUGUGAAUUUUUAUUAGCUUUUUAACGGAGCCUCACAAGAUGGUUAAGAUUUGUAUCUUAUUCGUGUUACUGCCGCACCUGUUUUAUACCAUGGUAUGUAGUACAACUUCGUGUUCGGAAUACCUCACAUACACGAUCGAUCCCGACACACGCAAGAUAUUCGGACGGAUCGAAAUUCUACCACCAAAAUGCCCACCAGAAAAUGAGGAAAUUUAUUUAAAAGUAGCCUUAAACGCUACCGCUGAUUCGAUAAAAGGGAUAUUUCGAUUGGAAUUGGCACGUUCUAUAAACGAGUCCAUUCAAGCUGUUAAACAAGGCAGAUCUUUAGUGUAUCACGUUUAUUUUCCCUCGGAUGACAAGUUUCCGACGUUAUCCGCAAUAUGGAUUAACACUCAACAAUACUGCCUCGGUCCCAAACUGUCGGGUAAAAAUAUCAAAGCUAAUAUCGAGUUGGGGCACAUUGUGUAUCCGCCAAACAAAGAGCCACUACUGCAGUUUCAGCCAUGGCAUCGAAAUUCAACUACCGCAUAAAUAAUCCGAAUUACAAUAGUAACGACGAAUGCGGUGUUACCGAUUACUACACCGAUAGCAUAAAUAGACAGAUUCCCAACGGGGCGAACACAUUACCAGGCCAGUGGCCGUGGGUGGUUCCAGUCUACUAUAUUCGUAAAAAAGAGAAGGAUUUUAUAACAACAUACGAAUUUCAAUGUGGUGGUU